AAGUAAGUUUAUUAAAAAAUAAUUUUUAGGAUUAAAAGAAUUAUAUAUUAGCACGUGCAAUAAAUAAAAAAAUAAAUAAAGCCUUAAAAAAAAUAUUGUAUUCUUCCGGUUCCCAAUGGAUAUAUAUAUCUGGUCUCAUGCAUAGGUGUGUUGACUAUGGAAUGCGAAUGCUUCUCAAUCAUGUAAUCAUGAUCCCAUUAUUAUUAUUAUUAUAUAUGGAGUGAGUAAUAAUGAUUAAGAAAUGGUCAAACUGGAUGAAGAUGGUGGCCCUUCCUUCCUUCUGGUUUACUACUACGAAGAAGGAUUGUCUUCUUCUUCAUGGAACUGCUAUUGCUCCUUCUUCUUCAUUGCUUGUAAGAUCUGAUCACCCUUCAUCCCCUACAUCAUCAUCCCCUGUUUCAAACAAUAGGCUAUCCACCACAUUGGAUCAUAGAAAUUCCCGUCCAUUUUCUUCUUCUAUUCAUGUCACCGGAAAGGUAAAGUCUCCAUCAUCACGGAUUGGUGCCGGUGCUGGCCGAAAUGAGCUGGUGUUGGAAAUGGAGGGUACUCAGGCAACAACGAAUCACUUGUUGAACAAUGCCAUUGUUCUAGGAGAGUCGCUUGCUUCUGAGGAAGAUGAUCUCAUCUUGCCAAGCAAUGGAUUUUCUCAACAGGCGACUGUUUCUUCUAUCCAGAAGUAUCUAGAGAUGUACAGAAGAUCAAUAGAGGAUCCUGCCGGAUUCUGGUCUGAUAUUGCGUCGGAGUUCUUUUGGAAAAGGAAAUGGGGGCAAGACGUAUACUCCGAGAAUCUGGAUAUCAGAAAAGGGGAUGUUAAGAUUGAGUGGUUUAAGGGUGGGGUGACCAAUAUUUGCUUCAACUGUUUGGACAGAAACAUCGAAUCAGGCAAUGGCGACAAAAUCGCUCUUUAUUGGGAAGGAAAUGAGAUUGGGAAAGAUAGCAACUUAACAUAUAAACAGCUCCUUGAGAGAGUUUGUCAGCUUGCAAAUUACUUAAAACAUAUUGGUGUUAAAAAAGGAGAUGCUGUUGUCAUCUAUUUACCGAUGCUCAUGGAACUUCCAAUUGCAAUGCUUGCUUGCUCUCGAAUUGGCGCUGUCCACUCGGUCGUGUUUGCUGGAUUUUCUUCGGAAUCUCUCUCCCAAAGAAUAAUGGAUUGCAAACCUCGAGUUUUAAUAACCUGCAAUGCUGUUAUGAGAGGAUCCAAAGUUAUCCAUUUAAAAGACAUAGUUGAUACUGCGGUUAUUGAAUUGGCUCAAAAUGGAAUUACAGUUGAUACUUGUUUGGUAUUUGAAAAUCAAUCAGCUAUGAAAAGGGAAGAUACAAAGUGGAAUAUGGGAAAAGAUAUCUGGUGGCAGGAUGUCGUAGACACGUUCCCUACAUCGUGUAAUGUUGAAUGGGUGGAAGCCGAGGAUCCAUUGUUUUUGCUUUAUACUAGUGGAAGCACUGGGAAUCCUAAAGGUGUUCUUCAUACAACCGGGGGCUAUAUGGUCUAUACUGCGACAACCUUCAAAUAUGCGUUUGACUAUAGGGAAUCGGAUAUAUACUGGUGUACAGCAGAUUGUGGGUGGAUUACUGGUCACAGUUAUGUUACUUAUGGUCCUCUUCUUAAUGGAGCAACAGUUGUUAUAUAUGAAGGGGCUCCAAAUUAUCCAGAUUCUGGAAGAUGUUGGGACAUUGUUGAUAAGUACAAGGUAACAAUAUUCUACACUGCUCCCACUCUGGUGCGGUCUCUCAUGCGUGCUGGAGAUGAGUAUGUUAGACGAUAUUCAAGGAAAUCGUUGAGAGUACUUGGAAGUGUUGGCGAGCCUAUAAAUCCAAAAUCAUGGAGGUGGUUUUACAAUGUAGUAGGAGAUACGAGAUGUCCUAUAUCUGACACUUGGUGGCAAACAGAGACUGGUGGCUUUUUGAUUACUCCUUUACCAGGUGCAUGGCCAUUGAAGCCUGGUUCUGCUACUUUCCCUUUCUUUGGAGUUCAGACUGUUAUAGUAGACGAUAAAGGUGUUGAGAUUAAAGGUGAAUGCAACGGGUACUUGUGUGUGAAAGGAUCAUGGCCUGGGGCAUUCAGGUCCCUUUAUGGUGAUCAUGAGAGAUAUGAAACUACUUAUUUCAAGCCAUUUCCUGGAUAUUAUUUUAGCGGUGAUGGUUGCAGCAGGGACAAGGAUGGGUAUUACUGGCUUACAGGAAGAGUUGACGACGUCAUUAAUGUCAGUGGACAUAGAAUUGGUACUGCUGAAGUGGAAUCUGCGUUAGUUUCGCAUCCUCAGUGUGCUGAAGCUGCAGUUGUUGGUUAUGAGCAUGAGGUGAAAGGGCAGGGCAUUUAUGCCUUUGUUACCUUGGUUGAUGGGAUUGCCUUUAGUGAAGAACUUCGAAAGAGCCUCAUACUUACUGUGAGAAACCAGAUUGGAGCAUUUGCGGCCCCUGAUAAAAUUCAUUGGGCGCCUGGUCUUCCGAAGACAAGGAGUGGAAAGAUAAUGAGGAGAAUUUUGAGAAAAAUUGCUUCAAGGGAAUUGGAUGAGCUGGGAGAUAUAAGCACACUUUCAGAUCCUAGUGUGGUUGAUCAACUUAUUGCUCUUUCAGAUUGCUGAAAUGACCAUUAUCAUCAUUCAUUCUAUAUUUCUAUUUCAGAUUUAAGACAAUAAAUACUUUUCCAUCGGGGGAUUCUUGCUUAGAAUGAAUCGUGAUAGAUGAAUGAUAAAACAAUACAUAAAAUCAUAAAUUGUUGGAGUUUUGUUGUUUUGAAAGAAAAAUUAAUGCAACUUUUU
Impatiens glandulifera is the source of this 2759-nucleotide messenger RNA. RefSeq names its product acetyl-coenzyme A synthetase, chloroplastic/glyoxysomal-like. The record is from RefSeq and is a predicted model, not a curated record. Gene Ontology annotation, molecular function: acetyl-CoA synthetase activity; AMP binding. Bases 231 to 2582 code for a protein of 783 amino acids. NCBI's taxonomy places the organism in Eukaryota, Viridiplantae, Streptophyta, Magnoliopsida, Ericales, Balsaminaceae. The transcript has 16 exons.